This is a messenger RNA of Bactrocera oleae (olive fruit fly), 3599 nucleotides long. It is a transcript of the gene pigeon, whose product is annotated as protein pigeon. Lineage: Eukaryota; Metazoa; Arthropoda; Insecta; Diptera; Tephritidae. The record is from RefSeq and is a predicted model, not a curated record. Gene Ontology annotation, biological process: positive regulation of amyloid-beta formation. Gene Ontology annotation, cellular component: trans-Golgi network.
AAUACAUUUGUCAUACAUACAUUUUUGUCAUCCUCAUUAAAUUUUUAAACGGCUCAAGAGCUCAUACAUGCGCUAUAUCAGAUCGAACAUAUCUAUCCGACGCCAUUUCGGGAAUGAAUAUUUUAUGAUAGCAAAUGUCUAAAUAGAAGCAUUGCUCACCUCAAUGGCAAUAUAUUUGACAAAUGGUUAGCAUUCUACAUUGCCUGUAGAGAUGCGGCAUUAGCUAAUAUAAAAAAGCAAUAUCUGCAGACGAUGGAAUAUACUUAGAUCCUGUUGUUUAUUGAUUUUAUCUGUUAUUCGUAGAAUGGAGUUGUAAGGGAAUAUUUGAUGUGUUGAACGUUUUUUUAGAUAAAUAUUUUUAAAAUGCUUGGACAAGAAAAUGUAGCCGCAAAUUUCUGCGGUUUAUUGGCUGCUCAGGGAUAUAAAGAAAAGGCAAUUGAAUGGCGCAUACUUGGACAGGAACGUGAUGGUUCAAUGCUUGCAUCAUGGACAUUCGAGGAUUUAAAUACAAGCGUACGUGAGACUUGUUUAGGUCAUUUUGAUGCAACAGCUAAGACGUUUCACAUACUAUACCGAUUUGUAAAAGAAUGUCGGCAAAUAAUACAAGCCACUAUUAAUAGAAGUAAAACCUUGUUAGUAUAUGUUGAAAAAAUGAUUUUGGUUGAAAACAAAGAAACUCGUCUUCAUUAUCAAGCUUACAUUGUAUUGACACGCGUACCAGAUGAAGGUACAACAGCAAUUCCUUUGUUGGAGUCGCCAACGCAUCGGCAAGUAAUGGGCCAGUUUUUGUGGCAGAACAAAAAGGAAUGUGAAAUAAAAAAUAUCCAAGAAAAAUUUAUACUGCUUAUUCAUGAGACUUGUAUAAUGCAAUUCGUUUGCAACCUAAAACAAACGGAAGCUGAUGGAGAUAAAUCAUUAAAUGAUAAAUUGCAUUUAGAUGCAAGCAUGCUUGAUUUCGAAACGAUUGCUCAACAUUUCAGUUGGGCCCAAUGGGAUUCAGAUAACCAGGCAUUAUAUUAUAUCCAUCUAAAGCCAAAGGCAAAAAGUUUGAGUCUCAUGGAUCGCGAUGAAACCGAGAAAAAUAAAGAAAAUGAAUUAAGUCCCACGCUAUCAGCUUUUCAGUUCAAUGAAAAGUUGCCUACAGAAACAGUGCUGAACAUUCCACUAAAUUUGCCAAAAUUACCACAAGGCUCUUUUGACAUUGAGCCGAUCUACGAGGACGACAUUGUUCCUUUGAGGGUUCAUGACUCUUCAUUAAAUUUAAUUAUUUUGACUAAUGGAACCGGGAUGUUAUUUGUUUGCCACUACUAUCUUUACCAACCAAUACAACCAAAAAAUGUAGAUGACACACCAGCUGAUAGUACCGGCCCAUCUCAGAAGGUAAAUGUACAUUUUGCAUAUUCGGUAACACUUCUUCACCAUGGCUGUGUAGUUCACUGCGUCAUGCCGGGGAUACCGUGGGAAAAGGCGCGCUUACUCAAGCCAACAUUCGCCCUACAUGGUAUCCAUCAUUUGCUGGUUUUCCAGCCAGAUUUAUUUGUACAUUUAUUAGAUGUGGGAUUGAGUCAUGAGCCGUGCUGCCAUAUAGUGUGUCCUGCACAUAAUCGCAAUCCACUGACUCAACUUGUACCAUGUCAAAAGUGGGGAGCCUUAGCUUAUGAUACUGCAACUUUGGACCUGGUUUCGCUCAGUGUUCCACGUGGUCAUUUGAUUGAAGCUUUUCGUAAUGACACAUCGGUCGAUAAUCGACUCAGUAUUAUUCAUUAUUUCCUACUGCAUUCCAAUGAUAUGGAUGUGCUCCCAGAAUUGCUCGGCAUAAUAAUGGAAAGACCGCUGUCAUUGGAUACUGUAGCAUUGCUUAAAGAGGCUUUGGUGGCGGGUAGUUAUGCUGCCACACUGCGCGGUCUACCACCGGACGCGGCAUCGCUUGCACGAUUUCUACCCCUUACGACUGCUGAUUCAACACGACCAGUUCAGGCGCGGGUAGCCGAUAUUAAUGUAGGUUUGUCGCAUGAAAGCCUAUAUAAUACAACCAUGAUGUUGUUAUCACCUCAUCAACGUUUAUCUCCUUAUCGCUCGGAUAUUUGGACGCGUUUAUGGGAACAUUUGAACGAAGUUGAGAAAAAGGAGAGACACCGCUUCAAUGCGGAGCAAGUGACCGAAAAGCUUAUGUUUUCGUUAUCAUGCUAUCAACCGGAAGCGCUGUCGCGUUGCACAACACCAUUGACCCCGAGUGGAACUGUGGGAAAUAACUUGAACGAUUUUUCUUCUUUCAAUAGACGCGAAGUGUUACCCUUUAUCGAAGUGGAGACAUGCACAGCUACAAAACAAGAACAUGUUAUAUCAGUGAAUAUGCGCGAAUUGAGUGUACAUCUAGUUAAGCAUUCCGUUAAACCCAAUACAGGAUUUCGUUGGCUGAAAGAGACCCUUUUCGAGCGCUCACAGGCUCCAGCUCACGUACAUGCCGUUGUCACGCAGUAUGUAAGCUCACAACUAGAAUUGUCACGUGCGCUAUGUUCCCUCGUUUGUCGCGCGGCCGGUCUCGAUGCGCGUAAUGAGACGGCGCGCGGUUUCCAAUUAAUCGACCAAGUGACCAACAAUCAACAGUAUUCGCUUUUCUUAAUUCUGGAGCGUUAUUGUUUGGCGGUGAACUCAAUCGCUUUUCCAUUACCCCAGGGAUUUGCUUCUUUCUUCACCUAUCUCGGAUAUCGUGCGUUAACUUUCGAAAUGUUUUUGCAAUACGUGGAGAAUCACGUAUUUGAGUUGCAAAUUGACGUCAUGAAGACAAUUAUUAACGGUAUCGAUGACCUACCGGAGGGCGUUGAAAAGAAACUUUCCUUACUAUCGUCUCUACCGAAAUCUCGGGCGCAGCGUUUAUUAAGAAGUUGGUCACAUCCAGAGAGUUUGAUGAUACGCGGUCGUGAACAUGCAGCGAACAUAUUAUCUGGACAGCCUGUACAACAACGUGGCGGCAACGCAGGUGCUAAUGCUAACACGCAGGGGCGCACAUCAUUAAAAAGUGACCCUACAAUCGAGAAGGGAACUUCAUUAUCAUAUUUAUAUAUAAUACUUACAACAAUUGCUGCCGUUGUAAUCAUCGUUGGUACAUUGUUUUUUGUUUACACACAAUUAAAUCAACAAAACUUAUAACAUAAAAAAUUUAUGGUAAGCAAAAAGAUAUUGCAGCAGACACUUUAUCGCCCUUAGAUUCAUUUUUGGAUCUUCUCACCGCCAAGGCAAGCCUAAAUGACUUGAACUACAAUUUGCUAAUAGAAACCACGAUCUCAUCCAUGGAGAGAAAUAGUCAUAAAUCAUAAGCUUUAUUUUGGAUUUAAUGUAACACAAGAGAGCAUUAGGAAAAAAUUUGAGGCCGUGCCAUAAAAAAUACGUGUAAUUCCAGCAGCUAAACUCGAGGCUUUAAAUUAAGAUUUGUUAUUUAUUGAGAUAUUUAAUUGACGUUUUGUUUUAUGGAUUUAUUUUUGUUGCUGCAGAAAAGGCAUGAAAGCUGUCUAAAGAACUACCUGUAGUCGAAAGAAACUGUAUUCCAAAAUGGAAUUGAAAAUAUUUAAAUCAAAGACAAUUUUUUUUUCAACAAGUUA